Molecule: messenger RNA, 1056 nt
Organism: Tripterygium wilfordii
Lineage: Eukaryota; Viridiplantae; Streptophyta; Magnoliopsida; Celastrales; Celastraceae
Product: alpha carbonic anhydrase 7-like
Exons: 6
Coding region: 1-774 (257 amino acids)
Molecular function (GO): zinc ion binding; carbonate dehydratase activity
Source: RefSeq, a predicted model, not a curated record
AUGUAUUUUAUGGUGAUAUGUGCAGAAAAUGACAGAGAGUUUGAUUGUAACCACCAUGGAGAGAUUGGACCUCAUCGAUGGGGAGAAAUUAAACCCGAAUGGAGUGCAUGCAAUCACGGAUCGAUGCAAUCACCCAUAGAUCUCUUGAAUGAGAGAGUUGAAGUUGUUUCUCAUUUAGGGAGAAUCCACAGAGAAUACAAGCCUUCCAACGCUACCAUAAAAAACAGAGGCCAUGAUAUUAUGUUGAAAUGGGUAGAUGGAGCAGGAACUCUUGAAAUAAAUGGAACUGAAUACGUACUCCAACAGUGCCACUGGCAUUCACCAUCUGAGCAUACCAUCGACGGCAAGAGUUUUGAUUUAGAAGCUCACCUGGUUCAUGAGAGCAAAGAUGGCAAGGUUGCCGUAAUUGGGAUCAUGUACACAAUCGGAAGGCCUGAUACUUUCUUGUCAUCUAUCAUCGAUCAUUUAUCAGUGGUUACUGAUAACGAAGAUGAGGAGAAAGUAAUAGGUGAGGUUAACCCAAGAGAUAUAAAGUCUGGAAGCAGAAAGUAUUACAGAUACAUUGGCUCUCUCACUAUCCCUCCUUGUACUGAAAAUGUUAUCUGGACCAUGGUUAGAAAGGUGAGGACAGUGACUAGAGAACAAGUGAAAUUGCUUCGUGUAGCUGUUCACGAUGAGUCAGAUACAAAUGCAAGACCACUACAGCCUAUAAACAAGCGUUCAGUGCAGCUUUAUAGGCCAAGGGAAAACGAGAAGAAUAGAAAGCUAUUAUAAUUUAAAAAAUAAUAUGUCGCAGAGAUCUCUUAUAAUUAGACUAAUAUUACUUAUAUAUAUGAUCAGUCCAAGAAGACUAUUAGCGAGUCUUCUACAGUGUCCAUGUAUUAUGUCAGUCACACAUGGUCUCAGAUUCUCCUUCUGGGUGUUUCUCUAUCAUGUACUUCUAUAACUAGUUUCUAUUGUUGUCCAGUACACUGUGUACUGCUUGUUAUCAUGCAUGUAAUGAGUACGAAAUUUAUUCCAGAUUCAUAUUAAAUAAGUACUCUACAUUAAUUCGAA